Ustilaginoidea virens is the source of this 1440-nucleotide messenger RNA. RefSeq lists its product as uncharacterized. The record is from RefSeq and is a predicted model, not a curated record. The coding region runs from base 1 to 1440 and encodes 479 amino acids. Gene Ontology annotation, cellular component: fungal-type cell wall. The transcript has a single exon. NCBI's taxonomy places the organism in Eukaryota, Fungi, Ascomycota, Sordariomycetes, Hypocreales, Clavicipitaceae. Gene Ontology annotation, molecular function: acid phosphatase activity.
AUGAGCCGGUCGACUACGCUUCUCGCUCUUGCGGCCAUAGGCGCUGGGGCCCUGAAGCUUCAGACUCCUCUCUACUCGUCGUACUCCUUCAACCCUCUGGAGCAUCUGGCCGGUAUUGCUCCCUACUAUGAAUCUUCUGACCCCCCGCGGGAUCCAGUUCCUCCUCAAGGCUGCUCCGUCACUCGAGCGGCAUACCUCGUGCGGCACGCAGCCAUAAAUGCCAACGACUAUGACUACCAAGAGUAUCUGGAGCCGUUUCUCCACAAGCUUGGAAAUGCGACAGCUGACUGGACCAAGAUCCCCCAGCUUGCCUUUCUGGCUACCUGGGAGGCUCCAUCCUUUGGAGAGCAGGAGUUGCUGACGCGGACGGGCAAGGUCGAGGCCGCCCAGCUGGGGCUUUCCAUCUCGUACCGGUAUCCGAAGCUUAGGUUGCCGCAGAGGGUGUGGACCUCGACGGCCGAGCGCACCGUCCAGAGCGCCAGGGGCCUCGUUCGGGGGCUUGAAAUGGAUGACAACACCAUCAACGUGGUCGAGGUCCCAGAGGGCAAGAAGGACGGUGCUGACAGCCUGACUCCAUACAAGAGCUGCAAGGGCUAUGCCGCCGAUGCAGGAUCCAAGCAGCAAAGCCGGUUCAUCGACACGUACACCGCACCCAUCAUCGCUCGUCUCAACGCCCAGGUCCCAGACUUCAACUUCACCUCCCGGGACGUGACGGCGAUGCAAGCAAUGUGCGGCUACGACACCGUGAUUCGCGGCUCCUCGCCCUUUUGCUCCACCGACCUAUUCUCCCCCGACGAGUGGCUGCAGUUCGAGUACGGUCAAGACAUCCAGUAUCAUUACAACACCGGCUACGGCAGCCCCUACUCUGGCGCCAUUGGUUUCCCCUGGGUCAACGCGACGUUGAGCCUGCUCUCCGCAGACCGUGCCAACCAGGAUCUGUACAUAUCCUUUACGCAUCGCGAACUGCCGCCGACUGUCCUCGUCGCCAUGGGCUUGUUCAACAACAGCCAGUUCUCCGGCGGGAACGACGUGAAUGCCACCAUGCCCCUAGACCAGGUCAACUUCCAGCGCGCCUGGAUCUCGAGUCGCAUUCUUCCGUUCCUGGCCAAUAUCGCCAUUGAGCGCAUGAACUGCACCUCCAGCUAUGCCGGCUCAAAUCAGACAAGCAGUAACGGUCCGAUGGCCUCCACUCCCUCGACGUACUAUCGCGUGCUUCUGAACCAAAGCCCCCAGGUCUUGCCUGGGUGUUUUGAUGGGCCGGGUCAGAGUUGCUCGGCCGACGGCUUGCAAAAGUAUUUGCGCGACCGCGCAGACUUAUUUCAAGGCUAUAGUAAACUCUGUGGCAACACAUAUGAAAACUCGACGGAUUUCAUCACAUUCUAUACCAACGCGAACAAUGGGACUGUGGUUGGCAAGAAAAGGGGGUUCGCAGUGUACUAA